Puntigrus tetrazona (Sumatra barb) is the source of this 1513-nucleotide messenger RNA. It is a transcript of the gene degs1, whose product is annotated as delta(4)-desaturase, sphingolipid 1. The record is from RefSeq and is a predicted model, not a curated record. Lineage: Eukaryota; Metazoa; Chordata; Actinopteri; Cypriniformes; Cyprinidae. Gene Ontology annotation, biological process: ceramide biosynthetic process. Gene Ontology annotation, molecular function: sphingolipid delta-4 desaturase activity. Gene Ontology annotation, cellular component: membrane. Bases 152 to 1123 code for a protein of 323 amino acids. The transcript has 3 exons.
UUCACAAAUCGAAAGAUCGGCGAGAAAGACGGCGAAGCGAGGAAGGGAAGGAUGUGGGAGAGCUGCCGUUAGACCCUUGUGAAGAAAACACGGGAAUUGUUUCUGCGUCCACAUCCUGAGGAAACGCGUUCACCGCAAAGCCGGAGUAAAGAUGGGGAACCGCGCAGCUCGCGAGGAUUUCGAGUGGGUUUACACCGAUCAGCCUCACGCCGACCGCAGGAAAGAGAUCCUGGCUAAAUACCCAGAGAUCAAGUCUCUGAUGGGACCCGACCCCAGACUCAAAUGGAUCGUCUGCACGAUGGUCGCCGUCCAGUUUUUGGCCUUCUAUCUGGUGAAGGACCUGUCGUGGAAGUGGGUCAUGUUCUGGACGUACGUGUUCGGGAGUUGCAUAAACCAUUCAAUGACUCUCGCCAUUCACGAGAUCUCGCACAACACGGCUUUCGGGAACAACCGCGCCCGAUGGAACCGCUGGUUCGCCAUCUUCGCCAACCUGCCCAUCGGCCUGCCCUACUCAGCCUCCUUUAAGCGCUACCACCUGGACCACCACCGCUACCUGGGUGGAGACGGCGUGGACGUGGACAUCCCUACAGAUUUCGAGGGCUGGUUCUUCUGCACCCGUUUGCGCAAGCUCUUCUGGAUCAUGUUCCAGCCGCUCUUCUACGCCAUCCGCCCCCUCUGCAUCAACCCCAAGCCCAUCAGCCAGCUGGAGCUCCUGAACGUGGCCGUUCAGCUGGCCUUCAACGCUCUGCUCUACUGGGCCUGGGGCGCCAAGCCCCUGGUCUACAUGAUGAUGGGCUCCAUGCUAGGAAUGGGUCUGCAUCCCAUCUCAGGACACUUCAUCGCAGAACAUUACAUGUUCCUCAAAGGCCACGAGACCUACUCUUAUUACGGGUCCCUCAACCUGCUGACUUUCAACGUCGGGUACCACAACGAGCACCAUGACUUCCCCAGCAUCCCGGGACGCCGACUGCCCCUGGUGAAGGAGAUCGCAGCGGAGUACUACAGAGACCUGCCCUGCUACACGUCCUGGGUCAAGGUCCUCUACGACUUCAUCAUGGACGAUGAACUGAGUCCGUACUCUCGUGUGAAGAGACGGCUGACCGGAGAGGUCAAGCAGGAGUGACCAAACCGCUGACCCUUCGCCUGCCAGAGCGCCAAGCAGCCGCUAGCCGUUUUUAGCCGCCUGUGACGCAAACGACAUUUCCAUGUUACUUUUUGGCUUUUAGCAAGUGCUCUGACAAAUUUUAAGUGUGAACCAAAACCUUUGACCUCCUCUGUUGCACAUGGUCUGAAGAUCCAGACGCUUUUAUUAGAGUUUAAAGGAACCGCCACGUUCUGCACUAGAUCUGAUCCAGCAGGUCCGGUUCCACGGCUUUUCUGUGUGAAUGACGCUGGCAGAGACGGGAAAGCUCCGUACGAGUUCAGUGUGCUGUCAAACCAUUCAUUUUAUGUAAUACAUCGCUGUAUACUGUGUAUAUUUAAUAUGCAUAUAUAAAGACACGCAUAAAGCAUA